Molecule: messenger RNA, 2418 nt
Organism: Pochonia chlamydosporia 170
Lineage: Eukaryota; Fungi; Ascomycota; Sordariomycetes; Hypocreales; Clavicipitaceae
Product: fungal specific transcription factor domain-containing protein
Exons: 1
Coding region: 1-2418 (805 amino acids)
Biological process (GO): DNA-templated transcription; regulation of DNA-templated transcription
Molecular function (GO): DNA binding; DNA-binding transcription factor activity, RNA polymerase II-specific; zinc ion binding
Source: RefSeq, a predicted model, not a curated record
AUGGCAGAACCGUCGCACAACCCAUAUGCUCGAUCUCCCAACCCAUCCACAAGGUCAUAUGACUCCUCUUCAGUCUCCUCUGCUACUUCACCAAGACCACCGUCCCGGUAUCUUGGUGGACUCCUCGGUGCUAGCUCGAGACCCAACGCAGCUUCGAGUCCUCAACCGCUUGGCAUGCCUGCUCUGCCACCCGUCAACCAGGGGUUCCCCUAUGGUCCGGUUAUGGGUAGGGAAUCCCUUCCAUCUGCAGAAUCUGUCAUGGCCGGGCAAGGUCCAAACCACGGCCACAUGCCUGGAACUCCUGGGGGUCAAGCGCAGAAGAGGGCUUAUCGACAGCGAAGGAAAGACCCUAGCUGCGAUGCAUGCCGUGAAAGAAAGGUAAAAUGCGAUGCAACAGAGACCACAAGUUGCUCCGAGUGCUCUAGCCGAAACGUCAAGUGCCAAUUUACCAAGGAAACCAACAGGAGAAUGUCUUCCAUCAAGCAAGUUCAGGAUUUGGAGAAGCAGAUCGAGAGAGUCAAGCGAGAGAAUUCCACCCUGCGCCGCGUCCUGGACGAGCGAGAGGGGCACAUGGAGAUUGAUUUGGAGUCUGCGGACCGACUUGCCGCUCAACUGCCGUCCAUUGGAUCGGAACCGAAACAACGAAAGCGACUCCCACCAAAUUCAGAGUUGUCGAGAGCCAGAUCUAAUGUGCGAAACUUUUCCAAAGGCAUAUGGAAGCUGCCGGCACAGCACCGCACUUCUACUGCCCCUAUUUUAGAUUGCCCUACGCCAGAAUUACCUCCGCAAGCCAUCACGGAGCGCUUGUUGCAUUCGUUCUGCAAUUCGGCUCACACAAUGUUUCCCAUUAUUCAUAUGCCGACUUUUCAGUCCAUGGUGGACGACAUGUAUAGAACACAGCAGCAGCGAGUCUCAUCUUCGUGGAUCAGUUUGUUCUUUGCUGUUCUUGCUACUGGCAGCUUAUUUAGCUCCGAGCCACCGACGACGACGACUUUCUAUCGACCAGCCGAGUUCCUCGAAUCUGCGCGCAAAGUAAUGGACCCGUGGAACAAUAGUCACGAUCUCGACAACGCAAGAGCCCUUGUGCUCAUCACUAUUUGCCUCAAUGAAAUGAACCUCAAGUCUGCCGCAUGGAACUGGCUCGGAAAUGCAGUGCGUGUCGGUCAAGAUUUGGGUCUUUAUGCUGAAUGUGGUUCUUGGUCUGUUAUUGAUGGAGAAAUGCGGCGCAGAACAUGGUGGGCCAUCUAUAUCUUGGACAGGACCAUGUCAACCGAGAUGGGCCACCCCUUCCUCAUUGACGACGCUGACUGCGAUGUUCCCCUACCAGCGGCCGUGGACGACCAUUACCUGCGUGAGGACGGUAUGCGCGUGCCUAAUGGUGCAGAACCCCUGACACACUCUCUGCUGGCCGUUAUUCAUGUUGUGCGGUCAUACACGGCCCUGGUGAAGGCGCUGGAUCAACCAGUUCUUCCUCCUUCGCAGUUAGCCAUGUUUGAUGGCCACUUCAAGAAGUGCCUUAGCACGUUCCCUCCGGCGUGUGAUCCCAACAGCUCUGUGGCCUUGGCACCACACUUUCUUGCGCCUUUGGCGUACCUCUUUCAUGCUAGGCUACUUCUUCACAGGCACAACUUGUCACCAAGCUGUCCUCCCGAGGUUCGCUUGGCCGCAGUAGAGAAUUGCACACAUGUCGCCUUAGAAACAGCCUCCCUGAUCAGCCGCACAAAAUCCCCAGCUGAUGGCGCAACAUCACUUCUCACUGCACACAUCUUCCGCUCGACAUUGUUCUUGCUUUUGACCGGCUAUCCUGAUUAUGCCAAUACGUGUAUCAGGGCCUUGGCCGCCAUCGAUGCUCGCAGAGACAUCACAAUGUCCUGCGGUAGAUUUUUAGCUUUUUUCAUUACAACUCUGGGUACGAAACGCACGGAGCAUGCAACCUACAUAUCGCGCCGAUCGUCUGUAGACCAGUCAACACCACUUACCAUGUCUCUUGCCCGCGACGAAGAGCUACUGGCAUAUGUGUCCGCCGACAUCCAGGCAUCCCCAAACAGGUCCUGGCUUUGGUCCUUCCAAGACCGAGACACAGCUCUAUCGAAGACAUCACUGGCUUCUCAGGGCCAGCCUGGCACAAACGAGAACGCCUUGUUUAGCUCCAAGCAGAGAACUGGGCUGAACGAGGAAGAGCGCAGAGAGUGGGUUGGCUGGGCUAGGUUGGAAUCAAUGGCACGAAACCUGGGAUCCGCAAAUGUUUCGUAUUCUUCGUUGCCACCACCGCAGGUGAAGAGUGAAUCGCCCGCCGCAAAUGUCGAGCUUCCUAGACUCUCCGAGACGUCCCGAUACUCUGUCGGCCACCGAGGCGAUGCCAGCCCUCCGGGACCGAAAAGAGGCGCUGAGCGCAUCAGCAUUGCGAACAUCAUCUGA